AUAAGGUCCACGCACUGCGGAGGCCGCGCCUCUAUCUCUCUUUCCUCCUUCUGUUCUUCUUUGCUCUCUCUCUCUCUCACACACACACACACACACACACACACUGCAGGUCAGCGUGAAUUCGCGCGGAUGGUGGGCGGAGUUUGAGGGUACGCGUUCACACACUCUCUCUCCGUGUUUAUACUCGGUGACAGGCGUCCAGAUGGAUGGUGAUCAGUGUGAGUAUGUAGAUGAUCCGUGGGUGAUCACGGUUGAACAGUUGGAUUAUUACACUCAUCAGUUCCUCAGUCUUCAGCGGGACCUCAGUGGCCUCAUCCUCGGCCCUGAUGCGAAACACUUCUUCACCAAGUCCAAGCUGCCCAUCCCCGAACUCUCGCACAUCUGGGAGCUGAGUGAUGUGGAUCGGGACGGAGCCCUCACCUUCCCAGAAUUCUGCACGGCGUUUCACCUGGUAGUGGCACGAAAAAACGGUUAUGCACUUCCUGAUCAGCUUCCACACACACUCCUCUCAGCGUUCAGACCUCCGACUCAGGACUUACAGCCUCUUAUUGUGUUCGAAGAUGCAAAGACACUCAGGCAAAAGGAAGUGGACAUCAACCAGCAGGAAGUCAGAGAGAAGACACAUGAGCAAGAACUCAGUCAGAGCAGAGCAGAGCAAAACCAGCGAACAGAGCAAAGCAGCACUUUAAAACCAGAUCAUCCUAAUGAGUUGGAUGUUAAUCUGAAAUCAAGAACGAGACCCAGGUCUUACUCAAGCACCUCUAUAGACGAUGCUGUAAAGAAGUCAGAAGAGCCCCCGACUCCUCCACCACGUCCUCAGAAAACACACUCUCGUGCUUCAUCACUCGAUCUGAACAAACUCCAGCAGCAAGGUGGGAAAAGUGGUUGGCUUCCUGCUCCUCCUGCCCUUCCUCCUCGAACUCUGACCUCACAGCAGACCCCUCACUUCCUCCCCGGCGUGGAGCACAACACACAGCAACAGCCUUCUUUUGCAGACUUUAACAAGUGCAGAGUUCAGGAGGAUUCUGCAGUGCUCCUGCAAAGCCACACCCCUCAGAAACCGACAAGAAGGAAACUACAUUCAGAAAGCCAGAAUGCUAAUCAUGCAGUGGGCGUGGCUUAUCCAAACCCCGCCUCCUCAACAGUACACAAACUUGGUCAAAAACAGAAGAGAGAGAUUCAGAUGGCCAUUAGGAAGAAUAAAGAAGAGAACGCAGUGCUGAAACGUCUCAACAGUGAACUUCAGCAACAGCUAAAGGAGAUUCAUCUACAGAGGGUUACUUUAGAGUCUCAGCUGGACCUGCUGCGUCCAUCAGCCUCUACCUGACCUACUGAAAACACACACACACACACACACACACACACACACACACACACACACACACACACACACACACACACACACAUAUACUGUCUAAUGUUAUAUGCACAAUGUGUCUGGGAAAAAGGUGUAAAAAAAAAAAACUCUGUAUUUCUCUGGAACUGCAGUAUCUUCAGAUCUGAUCCGCACCGGUAAAAUCGGACCUAAGGAGCAGAAUCGGAUCUCAGAUCAGCAUUUGUGAUACACACCGAGUUCAUAAACACACCUUCACUAUCAGAUCUGCAGGGCUGAAACCUGAACAGGCCAAGCGCACAUACAGAGACAUGACAAAGGAGAAGAACCCGAGAUAUGAAAGAGAACUUGAGGAGGAACGCUGACCAGCCGUGUUCUGAGGUUUUCAUCUUUAUUCCAGCUGCAAUAUCAUGAUGUCAGAGCAGCUUCUUCCCGUCACUGGGUUCCUAUAACACCAUCACUGUGGAGUUUCCUUCUGUUUACUGAGCCACAAAGAUGCAAAAGAACAAACUGCAAAAAAAACCCCUCCAGCUGAUCCUGACUGUGAUGUGAAGGAGCUCCGACUCCUGUUUAUGCAAGAACACAACGCAGCAGCUUCACUUUCUGUUGCUGCUGACGCUGUUUUAUUUUUAUCCUGAGACAAAUUCACAUGUAAACACACACACACACACACACACCAGCCUACCUGACUCAGUAUAACGUGUGUCAUGAUAUGUGUAAGUGAAAUCUGGAAGACUGUAAACACUUCUCCUCCUUUUUGUACGUGUGUGUGUGUGUGUGUGUGUGUGUGUUUAAACUGGCUGUGAAAUGUAUCGCUGUGUUUUAUAUAAUUUCUGAAAACAACACUAGAACACUGAUCUGCUGUUGCUGAGAAUCUUUUCCCUGAGUUUCUCUCGAAACUAUUACAGAUUAUAUUCAUAAAUAAAGCUACAGAAUUCCGUUUGUUA
Molecule: messenger RNA, 2280 nt
Organism: Silurus meridionalis
Lineage: Eukaryota; Metazoa; Chordata; Actinopteri; Siluriformes; Siluridae
Gene: reps2
Product: RALBP1 associated Eps domain containing 2
Exons: 14
Coding region: 203-1327 (374 amino acids)
Biological process (GO): endocytosis; endosomal transport
Cellular component (GO): cytoplasm; plasma membrane
Molecular function (GO): protein binding; calcium ion binding
Source: RefSeq, a predicted model, not a curated record